ACCAGUUCGACUGAUGAGAAGAAAGUAGAGAAACCAUUGAGCACUGAGCAGAAGAAGCUUUUGACGGGAUUCGGCUUCCGCUUCGUUGCUUCUUCUUCUCCCAGAAACUCCAAAACAAAAUGAAGCUCGUCAGGUUUUUGAUGAAGUUGACCAACGAAACUGUAUCGAUCGAGCUCAAGAACGGUACUGUUGUCCAUGGCACCAUCACUGGUGUUGAUGUGAGCAUGAACACGCACUUAAAGACUGUUAAAAUGACUAUGAAGGGGAAGAACCCUGUGACUCUCGACCAUCUAAGCUUGAGGGGUAACAACAUCCGCUACUACAUUCUUCCCGAUAGCUUGAACCUUGAGACUUUACUUGUAGAGGACACUCCAAGGGUUAAGCCCAAGAAGACUGCUGCUACUGGGAAGCCUGUUGGACGUGGCCGAGGACGUGGUCGUGGACGUGGCCGAGGCAGGGGCCAUUAGGUGUAUUUCUUUUGCAUAUAACCUUUUGUUGGCUACUACUAUCUACUGGAAAUUAAGGUCAGUGACUUUGUUUUGUAGAAGAAAAGAACAUUUGCUCUGCCAUUAAUAGGGGAAUGUACUAAUAUGCUAUGAUGGUGCUCAUACAAAUGUUUAGUAGUCAUUGCGUAAAGAGCUUUAUUCAUGUGACUAAAUACUAAACACAUUGAUUCUUUAGUCGUUAGUCACAAAUCGUGCUCUCUUACUCUGCGAACCCGUUUCACAAGAUUGUGCAAUUGGGUUCGUGAUUGUAAACCGGUUCCCCUAUAUAAUCGUGGGGACUGCACGGGUAAGGAAAAGAGGAAGGCACACCGUAUCCAUGAGGCGACGGAUAACAAGGAGGCACGACUUUUUUCUCCGGAGGUUUCUUAUCAUCUUUCUUGUCUCCGUCUUUCUUGUCGCCUUCUUUUUUGUCACCGUCUUUUUUCCCUGCAUCCUUCUUCUCAUCUUGCUUCUUUGGAGGCUCGACUUUGCUUACGCUUACAAGCUCUGCAAAUGCUACCUUCUUCCUGAUUUUAUUGGUGAGGGCGAUCAGAUCAACUUCAGUACCGGUUAUCUCUAUCUGGUUCCUGUGGUCGCCUUUUAUUUCCACGGCACUCACGCCUUUAAACUGAACUGCUUUGGUCAUUGCUUUUGCUCGGGUUUUGUCAUCAGUCAUAGUCACUCUUAUCAGGAUCUUUUGCUGCAUUUGAAAAUGAUAUAUAAACACAUAAUAUACAUAUAUUGCUUCUUGUUGAGAAC
Thlaspi arvense is the source of this 1244-nucleotide messenger RNA. Lineage: Eukaryota; Viridiplantae; Streptophyta; Magnoliopsida; Brassicales; Brassicaceae. The record is from the annotation of a GenBank genome assembly.